GUAAUCAAAACACAAACGUCUACAACAGUUCUCAACAGCGAGUACUAGUCUAAACAUAAAAAUUGUUAAAAGAACUAGCAGCGCUAAUUAAAAGAAAAAGCUAUUCGAAAAAACGAAAUUUAAAAUGAAGUUUUUAAUUAUCAUCAGCUGUUUAAUAGCCUGCACUAUGGCUCAAUCGUAUUUGUAUCCAGUUCCCCUACAACAAUUGCAAACUCCCUUGUUGGUGGUUAAAACUCAACAGCAGCCAGGAUUACAGUUUUCGGAACAACAACAACAACCUAUUCAACAAUAUUUUACCCAAGAUACUUUGGGGCAAUAUUCUUACGGUUAUAGUGAGCCCUUGUCUACCAAGCAAGAGAUACGUACUUUAGAUGGUGUUACCACUGGUUCUUAUUCCUACAUUGAUGCUAAUAAUCUAUUACAAACUGUUGAUUAUAUAGCUGAUGACAAUGGUUUCCAUGUUGUAGCUACCAAUUUACCUAAAGAUUCACACGAAUUACCCCAAUCCGUACAGGAAACUUCAGAAGUUGCUGCUGCUCGAGCAGAACACUUGGCUGCUCACAAAGCUAUACUUGAAGGUAAUCCUUCGGCUUCUUCUAUUCUACCGAAACCAGUAGAGGAUACAACUGAAGUUGCCGAGGCUAAACGAGAAUUCUUUGCUCGUUAUUCUGCUGAACAAGAAAAACAAAAAUUGUUACAGAAAUCUGUUCUAUUAAGGAAUAAACCUAUUGCUGUGACUGCUCCACUCAGACCUGUUCAACCCACAGUGUCACCCUUAAAGAUAAAACCGGCGGAUAUAAAAAGUUCCUCUAACUUGAAAACUUAUCUUACUCCUGGUAUUGGAGGUUUUAGGUAUGGCUAUCAAAUUGCUGGUGCUAUUAAACCCACACAUUAUUAUUUGCCUGUGGCUUAAGAGUUGUAAGAAAAACAUUUUUAACUGAGUUGACUAUUUGUAUGUUAUGGAUGAAAAAUAAAUGUUAUUAAAGCUAAA
Molecule: messenger RNA, 991 nt
Organism: Lucilia cuprina (Australian sheep blowfly)
Lineage: Eukaryota; Metazoa; Arthropoda; Insecta; Diptera; Calliphoridae
Product: cuticle protein-like
Exons: 1
Coding region: 125-913 (262 amino acids)
Cellular component (GO): chitin-based extracellular matrix
Molecular function (GO): structural constituent of chitin-based larval cuticle
Source: RefSeq, a predicted model, not a curated record